This is a messenger RNA of Coregonus clupeaformis (lake whitefish), 2016 nucleotides long. RefSeq names its product dachshund homolog 1. The transcript is spliced from 5 exons. The record is from RefSeq and is a predicted model, not a curated record. Lineage: Eukaryota; Metazoa; Chordata; Actinopteri; Salmoniformes; Salmonidae. Bases 1 to 609 code for a protein of 202 amino acids.
AUGACUUCUCUACUGUUUUUUCUUUGUUUGUCCCCAGAUGACUGUGGUUCCCUGAGCACCCAGACAGUCAGAGAGCCAGUCAGAGAGCCAGUCAGAGACGGCUAUGAGAGGCUGUCGUUCUCGGGGCAGAAGCUUCCUCCAGGGUUCCCCGGCCCCUUUAUCUUCCCUGAGGGGCUGUCGUCAAUAGAGACACUUCUCACUAACAUCCAGCAGGGCUUGCUGAAGGUUGCCAUAGACAACACGCGUGCUCAGGACAAGCAGGUGCAGACGGAGAAGUCAGCGCUGAAGAUGGAACUGUUCAGAGAGAGGGAGCUAAGAGAGAAACUGGAGAGACAGCUCACCAUGGAGCAGAAAAACAGAGUGCUGAUGCAGAAGCGUCUGAAGAAGGAGAAGAAGACAAAGAGGAAACUUCAGGAGGCUCUGGAGUUUGAGUCUAAACUGAGAGACCAUGCAGAGCAGACACUGCAGAAGACUGUAGCAUCAGACAGAGCCCUCUGUGACUCACUGACCCAGGAAGUAGACAACGGUAACCAAGGUAACGGCAGGACUGAUGCAGAGGCAACGAUACAAGAUGGAAGACUCUUCCUGAAAACCACAGUGAUGUAUUAAAGACAGCAUGGAGAGACUCUUCCUGAAAACCACAGUGAUGUAUUGAAGACAACAUGGAGAGACUCUUCCUGAAAACCACAGUGAUGUAUUGAAGACACCAUGGAGAGAAGAGAAGAUCGAUUCGAGCACCAUUGGAGAGAUUCCAGGGACUUGCAGCAGCAACAUUAUGGACGUUUCAGUACUCCACACUGCCAUAAAAGACUGACAAUACACAACAAAGAACAAAUCAUCAAACCAUUGUCAUAACAGUGGUACAUGCAAUACCAAUGUAUUUCACAGCAACACAUUCACAACAAAGUGUAACUGAGUGAGAGAUUUUUAUACUUUAUUUAAACCAGCCCAAAUACUCAGAGAAGGACAAAUCCACUUCCGAUUUUUGACUUAUUGUCCGUAUUCCUGUCUCAAAUUUUAUACGAUUUAAAUGUUUUAAAGCAUAAUGUCUUGAAGGUCAGUAAUCUAGAGGUUAAUUUAUUAUGUUAUUUCUGUACAUAAAUUGAUACAAUGUUUCAUUACGAUAUUAGUUUUUGUUGUUUAUUCUAGUAAUGGAAAAUGACAGUUAGUCCUUUGCCAUUGAUGUAUAUCAGAUGAAAGGUAAAGGAUUCCUGACCUAUGGUAUUGUAUGUGUACAUAAAGUAAACAUAUUGUAUUGUGUAUUGUAUGCAGUAGAUCAGCUAGAUGGAAAAAAAGAAUACAAACAUUCUCAUUUGUCCCAGUCUUAUGUCUUCUAAUGAUCAACCCAUCAGUCCCUCAAUACAUUUGAAUGAUAACAACCACGUGUGUCAGUUUAUUGGUCCUGAGAAUGACAAGUCAAGGACAGGUUACCCAUCACUGGCAGCAUAAGGGUGUUUUAAUGGUUUCUUCAGAUGAAGAAUACAGAAAUGCAUUGAAUGCAACACUCAGAUGAAAGCAGUGCCAUUAUUGUUCACUUUAAUGCCAUUCUACCAUCCCCUCUGAAAGCACAGAGCUUUAUUCUGCAUGAGGUGGGAUUGGUAUGCCAUUGAUUUGUGCCUGGUUUCUAAAAACUAGCACGUAGAUGAUAUCAACAGAGUGAGAGAGAAAGAAAGAAAGAAAGAGAUAGAGAGAGAGAGAACGAGAGAGAGAUGGAAAGCCAAAAAUUUCACCGGUAAGCAAGUAGUGAAACAUGUUGACACAGCAUUAUCACACCCCUCAUCAUCUCCUUCUGGCAGGUUUCCUUUCUGGAGUAAAAACACUGGCCAAUGUAACAGGCCAGGGCAUAUGAAUGAAUGACAUUAUUCAAACCUCUAUUGUGGAAAAAAAUGUCUCUAAGCAAUAGCACUUUCCACAUUCAGAACGAGGUUAAAGUCUCAAUCAACCCUGGAUAAAGAUACAUGUUUAAUAGGAGAAAGAGAAUGAGAGGAGUGUUAUUAUGUUGGACUUGGGCUCAGU